Molecule: messenger RNA, 528 nt
Organism: Aureobasidium vineae
Lineage: Eukaryota; Fungi; Ascomycota; Dothideomycetes; Dothideales; Saccotheciaceae
Source: the annotation of a GenBank genome assembly
AUGCCCGAUCUCGGAUUUGACCCACUCAAUCGCGAACCGCCAGCUACUGAACUGGUGUCAUCGUUUCUUACAACAAAAGAUGCCUACGAUCGCAAUCAUGGAGGCAUACCAGAGAUAGAAGCAUCAAAACAUCAUGUGCGAGUUGAUGGCGCAGUGCAGGACAUAUUGGACCUGUCAGUAUCUGACCUGGAAGCCUUGCCUCAACAUACGGUCGUCUCUGCACUUCAAUGUGCUGGCAUCAGAAGACACACAAUGCGUACAGCCAUCAAAGAAGUCCAAGGGAUCGACUGGUUUGAUGGAGCAGUGAUGAACUGCAAAUGGCAAGGACCGAGACUGAAGGACAUUCUGGAGAAGGCAAAGGUCAUUCUUACCAAGGAAGAGAAAGGCCAUGUAGCAUUUGCAAGCCAUGCGCAACCAUGUCAGGAGGACGAUUGGUACGGAGCCUCGAUAGAUCUUGAGAGGGCGCUGGAAGAAGACAAGGAUGUGAUAUUGGCACUUGAGGUGAGAUGGGGUGUUGCUCGAACAUGA